Corylus avellana is the source of this 1356-nucleotide messenger RNA. Its product is annotated as F-box/kelch-repeat protein At1g57790-like. NCBI's taxonomy places the organism in Eukaryota, Viridiplantae, Streptophyta, Magnoliopsida, Fagales, Betulaceae. Gene Ontology annotation, molecular function: protein binding. The record is from RefSeq and is a predicted model, not a curated record.
CGACAGACGUUGAAAAUCAAAGAUGUUGGUCCAAUCUUCCUGAAGAUCCUUUAACAAUGAUACUCAGAUGCCUAUGCUUUCUUGACCAACUCUCCUUUCGCGGAGUCUGUAAGCAGUGGCGUUCGGCAUCACAGAAUUUCCCGGCGCAAUAUGGACGGUCUGCCGCCGACGACCCACUUUGGCUCAUGAUCUCGAGAAACUCCACGGCUACUAAAUGGGAGUUUGGGGACCCCUCCACCAGCCGCAUGUUUACAAUCGAUGUCCCAGAUUUAUGCAGGAGCAGCACAAGAUUGGUGCUCUCAAACCAUGGUUGGCUCCUUGUGUUUUCCUCUGAACCUUCCCCAUCUCUGUUCUUCUUCAAUCCAUUCUCUCGAGCGCGGAUAGAUCUCCCAUGGACAACUGACUUCUCUGGAAUGACGCACAUGUUGAAGUUCAGAUAUCGCCGGACUAUAAUCUAUGACUACAUUCCUGUUUUUGCUCUGUCAGCACCCCCGACCUCCCCCGAUUGCGUCGUCUACGCCAUCACCUAUAUCGACGAAGACAAGAUUCGAAUCAACUUCUGUCGCCGCGGCGACAGCAGUUGGAGUACGAGAAGAAUUGAAGACAAAAUUCCCAGAACAAAAUUUGCGCCGAUUAAGAAUGCAAUGGUCCAUGCUGGGAUAUUGUAUUGGGUGGAGAAGCAGGGGGAGGUCAGGGCAUACACACAGAGUGAGAAAGGCGAGAAAUACAGACAUUUUAAAAGAGACAGUAAGCCUUCCAGUGAUGGCAAUGUUUGCUCAUACGUGGUAGACGACUGGGAAGAAGGGAAAGUGUCAAUUUGUGUUGAUUGCAAGAGGAGGAGGAGGCAAGUGAUUACUCUGUUGAAGAAUAUCGAAGACCCAAUCGAGAUUGAAAAAUUGCGAAGCGAUGAUGACAAAUAUCGUCUAAACCUGAAACGUGAUGGGUAUGCAACACCGGCGCCGUCGUGGCUGCGGCUGGAUAGUUUCCCUGUGGGUUCUUGGUGUCUCUCAUCAUCAUCAUCAUCAUCGGAUGAUAAUGGUCCAAAAUUCUGCAAUUGGCAUAGGCUGAAAACGAACAGAUGCCCAAGUAAUUGUGGUCUUUCUGGGGAUUCUGUUUGGAUUGAACCCAAAUGGAUUGAGCCAUCACUAGCCAUUGCAUGGAGUAGCUAAUUAACAUGUUUUUGUGUGUCACAGUUUAUGAAUUCUAUUAAAUAUCUUAGCCUAGCCUCUUUGUUAGCUUUCACUUCUCGGAGAUUCAUUGUUAUCGAUCCUGAUCAUGAUCAUGUAGUUAACAAUUGGCUAGAGAUGUGUUUAAUUAGCCUUUUCUAUCCUCUCUUACCCCUAUGUUAUCCCCAUC